ACUCUGCUGUUGCGCAUGCGCGGCAGCACAGAGGCGACGGCCCGGAGGACAAGGCGCAUGCGCGGAGGCGUACAACGCGUGGAGGAGGCGCUGCCGCGCAUGCUCGCAGCGGGACGCAGGCGUGUGACGCGUGGUCUGCGCGCCGUCGGUCCCCGGUCCCAUAUGGAGGAUGAAGACUGCCCCGAGCUGGUGCCGAUAGGCGUCGGCGUUGUGCAGGACAGCGAGCCAGGCUCCGGCAGGAAGAUCCCCGUGACCAUUAUCACGGGCUACCUAGGUGCUGGGAAAACAACGCUUCUGAAUUACAUCCUGACUGAGCAACAUAGUAAGAGAAUCGCAGUGAUACUGAAUGAGUUUGGAGAAGGAAGUGCACUGGAGAAAUCGCUGGCAAUCAGUCAGGGAGGAGUACUCUAUGAAGAAUGGCUGGAGCUAAGGAAUGGCUGUUUGUGCUGUUCAGUAAAGGACAAUGGUGUGAAGGCUAUUGAGAACCUCAUGCAAAAGAGAGGAAAAUUUGACUAUAUAUUGUUAGAAACAACUGGUUUGGCAGAUCCAGGAGCCGUGGCCUCCAUGUUCUGGGUUGAUUCUGAGCUGGGAAGCGACAUAUAUCUUGAUGGCAUUGUAUCUGUUGUUGAUGCAAAGCAUGGAUUGCAGGUAAGGUACUGGGUUUCUUGUGUGUUUUAGAUGAACUGCUACCCAGAACAGCUGUUGCAGUGAUGUUCAUUUUGUUUUUUUGUUUUUUUUACAAUUGUUUUAAUUCUUACAAUGAAUAAAGAUACAUUUCAGUUACUGUGGCUCACUAGUGCUGCAUUUUGAAUGGCAACGAAGAAGAACUGAUACACAUGCAAUUUUCAGCUUCUUAUCAAUGCAGCAGCAUGUCUGCAAAGAGUUGUCAGGUUGCUUGAUAUUUGAUUUACGGAAUCUCAGAACUGUAGGGGUUGGAAUGGACAACAGGGGGUCAUCAAGUCCAACCCUCCUGCUAUAAAGCAGUUCCCUACAAUAGGUUGCUUCUAGGUUCUAUCAUCUCACUCAGGAAUCUUAGUUGUAUUCCAAAUAGACUUUUGCAUUGCUAUAAAAGCAGUGGGAGAAUUUUGUCUUCAAGACUGAAUACUUGAUCCGUAUUAUUAGCAGUGGAGAAGUAAGAACAGACCUCUGACACCAGGGUGAUAACAAGUGACUUAAGGCUGCAAAUUGGGAAAUGAUGCUAGUGUAAGGGCAGCUAUGGGGAGGAGAGGUUAGAGAGUUGAACUACUAGAUACCGUAUCAGAUGAACGGAUGAUUUAGUUACCUGGAAGUAGAUUAAAAUAGCAGGUAAUAGAGUAAUCUAUGUGACAUGUACUGAAAGAACAGACCUACAGAACAGUGAGGAUAGGUAAGUGCAGAAAUUGUGAUUAAAUUCAAGUAAUUUAACUUCUUCAUUUAUAGUUGACUGUAAAAACAAUUCUUUACAAUGUUGUAACCUAAGCACUUUGAUUAGGUGCUUUGAUUAGGUAUUGCUUUUGUAGAAUUUUGUAGAAUUGUAGAGUAAGAGUGAUCAUAAGAUACUCCUGUGGUUAAUAUCACAAGAAACUGCAAUGUCUUAAACCACCUCACUUUUCAGUUUAGUGCUCUCAUGGUAAUUUAAAUGUUUUAUUACUUUCAAAAGUACUAUUCUGUUCAACUUUCUCCUUACGCAAUGCUUGCUUAUGGGCUUGAAUCAAAUAGAAAUGUCAUGUAGGGCAGUACUUAGCUGUUGUUUAGAAAAAAUCAAACUUUUCAUGUUUAAACUUGCAUAUAACAUGCCAGAAAACACACAAAAAUGUUCUGAAAUAUUGAACUUUCCUAUUAUUAUCUUCACAAGCUCAAUGAAAACUGUUAGGUUGUUUAAUUGAUCAGAAUGCAAUUAGAAACUUCAGACUUUUUGAAUUAUAUGCCAGGCAGAUAACAUUUGCUGUGUAUAAAGGACUUGUUAACACGCAGCUCUUCUUGUUAAAAGUUUGAUCUCAAACCUGCUUGUGAUUCAGAUAAUUCUGUAAACAAUACAAGUUUAUAAAAUACUCUUUUUUUAUUUUUUAAGUAAAGGACAAAUGGUUGGACAAGUUAAAAUGAUGGGGUUCUACUUUGACACGUGUACUACUGACUUUGUCCUUUCAGGGGUAAGAAGUCAGACCACACUUAAUUUGAUAGAAGCUUAGAAAUAAAAAGUCAGAGGAAGAGUUUCUCUUCCAGCCAUCCUUUUGUUACCUUCUCUUUAGGCUAUCCACAGUCAGGAAAUAGUCUUGAUUUGGUUUUUAAUGUGUUUUUUUUUUUUUUUAAAGGCAACAUUGAUGGUACAUGAUAUAGUUUUGUUUUAGAAUUCUGAUUGUUCCACUUAAACAGUUGUUUUUUACUUUCAUUUAAUUGAUGCAUUUCCCAUGAAAAUUAACACUAUUUUCAUUUUGUAUUCCUGUGUCUUAAUAAAUCCAAUUUGAAAGUAAUACCCCUCAUACUGUUAGAGCUGAUGAAGUAAUGCACGGGACUAUGUGAUCUUUCCAUACGAGGUGCACUUCUGAUAUUAGGAUGUCAAUUCAAAGUUUUACAUUUUCCAGAUGUCUGUGAUGGUUUUGCCUAAAGGGUUGCUGCCUCAAUGUCAGGACUGAAAAUGCCUUGUAGCAGUGCCUCUGCUCUUUCAGUACUGAUGUCUCUUGUUCUGAAUUCCUGAUAGAACAGAGCUUUAACUUACUCUGGUUAGUGCUGCUGACUGAGAAUUGGGUGUUUUUUCUCUCUUUCACUAAUUCUCUGGGGGAUGUUAGCUUUGGUACACAAAUGUAGGACAAGGCUGCAGGUGAUAAGAUACUGAACUCCUGCAGCAUAAUGAUGUGAUGCUCUUUUUGUCGGUGCUGUCUCUUCUACCCAGUUUCUGCUUAAAUAAACAGCAAACACCGAGGAGUGGCAGACUCACUAAUGAGUAGCAGUUUGUUCAUAGAAACUCAGAACAAGAUUAUGGGUUUUUUACUGUAGAUAUGUAGUUUUGUAAAUCUUUCUGAGAGAAGAAAUAUUCUUACAUAAUUACGAAAUCUUGUACUGCAGGCCUAAUGCAUCUUCAACAAUAGACGUAAGUCAUUAAAAAAAUAUAUGUUUUUAUUCAAAUACGUUUUUCCAUUGUUACUGUAUAUCAUGGUGACUUCAGUUUUGAGAUCCAUGAUGAAUUAAAUAUUACAAGACAGCUUUCCAACUCUUUGGCAUUCUCUGCAAGUAAUGUACUGAAAGAAAAUAGUUUCCAUUAAAGAAAUGUUAAGCUUCUGUAAAGGUGAAGGUAUCAACUUUUUCAUCCUAAUGGAAAAAAAAAA
Molecule: messenger RNA, 3302 nt
Organism: Meleagris gallopavo (turkey)
Lineage: Eukaryota; Metazoa; Chordata; Aves; Galliformes; Phasianidae
Source: RefSeq, a predicted model, not a curated record